Molecule: messenger RNA, 453 nt
Organism: Habropoda laboriosa
Lineage: Eukaryota; Metazoa; Arthropoda; Insecta; Hymenoptera; Apidae
Product: heat shock factor-binding protein 1
Exons: 3
Coding region: 199-453 (84 amino acids)
Biological process (GO): cellular heat acclimation
Cellular component (GO): nucleus; cytosol
Molecular function (GO): transcription corepressor activity
Source: RefSeq, a predicted model, not a curated record
CUCUGAAUCAUAGUAAAAGUUUGAUCGAAAGAUGACAUUUUAUUUACAUUUGUUAAAUCGAUGCAUUAAUGCUUUACGUUGUACGUAAUAAAAGCAUUGGUCGGUUGAAAAUCGUCGCAUGCGCUUGACUGAACCAUUCGGUAGAACAAAAUUUAUUUCAUUCUUAAACGACAUUAAGUAAACGCGAAUUAUUUAGGAAUGGCAGAUAUUAAACAAGACCAUAAAGUUGAGGAUACCGAUAAUUAUGGAAUGGGCAAUAAUGCAGAACCGAAAAAUAUGCAAGAAUUGACGGAAUAUGUGCAAACACUAUUACAAAAUAUGCAGGGCAAAUUUCAAACGAUGUCAGAUCAAAUUCUUGGAAAAAUAGAUGAAAUGGGAAAUAGAAUAGAUGAUUUAGAAAAGAAUAUUACAGACUUAAUGACACAAGCUGGUGUAGAAGGAGGUGAUAAAUGA